This is a messenger RNA of Solea senegalensis (Senegalese sole), 4951 nucleotides long. It is a transcript of the gene slc9a7, whose product is annotated as solute carrier family 9 member 7. Bases 230 to 2338 code for a protein of 702 amino acids. The transcript is spliced from 16 exons. Gene Ontology annotation, biological process: proton transmembrane transport; regulation of pH; sodium ion transport. Lineage: Eukaryota; Metazoa; Chordata; Actinopteri; Pleuronectiformes; Soleidae. Gene Ontology annotation, cellular component: recycling endosome; membrane. Gene Ontology annotation, molecular function: sodium:proton antiporter activity. The record is from RefSeq and is a predicted model, not a curated record.
UUGUAUCUUAGUGUAUUUUUUCACAGAGUCACAGGAAACGUUAAUAUCGUGUCAUAUCGAACACGAGCUGCUUCCUCACACGUUAGUGUUUUUUACGCAGUGUACCUUUAAAAGGUUGAACUGUCCGGUGUGUGUGUGUGUGUGUGUGUGUGUGUGCAGUGGAUCAGCUGAGUGUGUGUGAGAGUGAGUGUGUGUUGCAGCAGCCGCAGCAGACUCCUCACACUGACUGAUGUUGAGGAUGAUGAAGAUGAUGAAGAUGUCUCUCCUGCUCUCCUCCUCCUCCUCCUCCUCGCUGCUCGUGCUCCUGCUCGUGCUCCUGCAGCAGCUGCAGGCUCUGACGGCGGAGGAGGAAGGAGCCGCCAUGGAGGAGCUGACCACGGAGAAGGAGGCGGAGGAGAGUCACCGUCAGGACAGCGUCAAUCUGCUGACCUUCAUCCUGCUGCUCACCGCCACCAUCCUCACCAUCUGGCUCUUCAAGCACCGCCGCGUCCGCUUCCUCCACGAGACCGGGCUGGCGAUGAUUUACGGUUUGCUUGUCGGUGUGAUUCUGAGAUACGGCAUUCCCGCCACCAGCUACCACAACAAGACGCCGCCCAGCUGUUCUCUGAAGGAAAGACCCACCAGCACUCUGCUGCUCAACGUCAGCGGCAAGUUCUUUGAGUACACCAUCAAAGGAGAGAUCAACUCUGGAGAGAUACACAACGUGGAGCAGAAUGACAUGCUGCGCAAGGUGACCUUUGACCCUGAAGUGUUUUUCAACAUUCUGCUGCCUCCUAUCAUCUUCCAUGCAGGCUACAGUCUAAAGAAGAGACACUUCUUCAGAAAUCUGGGCUCCAUCAUCACGUACGCCUUCCUUGGAACGGCCAUCUCAUGUUUUGUUAUCGGUAAUCUCAUGUACGGUGUGGUCAAACUGAUGCAAGUGGUCGGUCAGCUGACGGACAAGUUCUACUACACUGACUGUCUCUUCUUUGGGGCCGUCAUUUCUGCCACCGAUCCAGUGACAGUGUUGGCCAUUUUCAAUGAGCUCCAUGCAGACGGUGACCUUUAUGCUCUGCUAUUUGGAGAAAGUGUUAUGAACGACGCAGUCGCCAUCGUUCUGUCCUCGUCCAUCGUUGCGUACCAGCCCAGUGGAGCAAACACUCACAUGUUUGAUGCUGCUGCGUUUUUUAAAUCUGUAGGAGUUUUUCUGGGGAUUUUCAGUGGCUCAUUUGUGAUGGGAGCCGCCACAGGAGUCGUCACCGCUCUCGUCACCAAGUUCACCAAACUUCACUGUUUCCCUCUGCUGGAGACGGCGCUCUUCUUCCUCAUGUCCUGGAGCAACUUCCUGUUAGCAGAGGCCUGUGGGUUCACAGGUGUGGUGGCCGUGCUCUUCUGUGGAAUCACUCAGGCUCACUACACGUACAAUAAUCUGUCUGAGGAGUCGACGAAGAGAACCAAGCAGCUGUUUGAGGUUCUUCACUUCCUGGCUGAGAACUUCAUCUUCUCCUACAUGGGCUUGGCUCUGUUCACCUUUCAGAAUCACAUCUUCAGCCCCAUCUUCAUCAUCGGGGCUUUUUUGUCCAUAUUCAUCGGCAGAGCUUUGAACAUCUACCCUCUGUCCUUCCUCCUCAACCUCGGACGAAGACACAAGAUCAAGGGAAACUUCCAGCACAUGAUGAUGUUUGCAGGUUUGAGAGGAGCUAUGGCGUUUGCUUUAGCGAUCCGUGACACGGCCACUUAUGCCCGACAGAUGAUGUUCACCACCACCCUCCUCAUCGUCUUCUUCACUGUGUGGGUGUUUGGGGGAGGGACCACACCCAUGUUGUCAUGGUUACACAUCAGGGUGGGUGUGGACGCGGAUCAGGACCUGCAGUUCUGUGGAGAUAACUUCCAGGUCCUUCAGGGGGACGGAGCUCAGGGUGAAGGUCAGAGUAAAACCAAGCAGGAGAGCGCCUGGCUCUUCAGACUCUGGUACUCCUUUGAUCACAAUUACCUGAAGCCCAUCCUGACCCACAGUGGACCUCCUCUCACCUCCACUCUGCCCGGAUACUGUGCUCCUCUGGCCAGCUGCCUCACCAGCCCCCGGGCGUACGAGAACCACGAGCAGCUCGGAGAUCACGAUGCUGACCUCAUCCGUAAUGACGGCGACCUGACCUACACCUUCGGUGACACGGCCAUCACAGCCAACGGGGCGUCUGGAGGCGGGGCUGAUACCGCUGGCGGCUCGGACUGGAGCGUGAACGGGAAGCGGAGCGGCAGCACCUCAGAGGAGGCGCUGGAGCGUGAACUGGACUCCCGUGAGCAGGAUCUGCUGAGCCGCGGCACGCGCCUCGUUUUCCCCAUGGAGGAUCAUCUCUGACUCCGCCCUCCUCCCCCACCUGCACCACCUACAUCGCUGACCUGACCUGACCCCACACCACCGCCACCACCGCCACACCCUCAGCUCUCUCUACUUCCUGUGGGCGGAGAGUCCAGUCCUGACAUGGAGGAGACAGGAGGGGAGGAGUCAGAGCGACGGAGCUGAGCUCCUCCAGACCUGAGGGUGGAGCCGGAGGAUCAUUUCAUCCUCAUCGCAGAGAAGAAGUCAUGUGACCUCGCGAUGGUUUUAACUCUGCGACAACAGAGAGACAAAGAAAUGUCCUCCAAACCAGAGAAGAAGAAUGGGGAGGAGGUAGAAUUAAUCAUGUGAUUGAUCCAUGACGCUUCAAUCACUCACAUGUUUUCAUUCAUAUUGUCACAAAAAACAUUUUUCAAAACAUUUAGGUAAAAAAAAACAAAAAACAUUUACAGUACGUGCGUUUCACUGCUGUUAAAGGAGCAGUAUGUAAGAAUGAGUGAGUGGCUUCACAGACCUGAGAAGAUGUCCUUCUGCUUUGUUUGCAUUCAUCAUGUAAAUCCAAUAAUCCUCGUUCCUGGGAUAUUGCAGCCUUGAGUAUUGGCUGAUACCGAAAUCGAUCUAAUACAAUAUCAGCACGAACAUGCAUACUUUCAUUACUUAUUUCGUAAUGUGGAAUGUUAGAAUAGGCUUGAUCAAGUGAUAUUACUUAAACAGAGAACAAUAGUAUGAGAAAAACUAACCCAUUUAUUAUUAACCAAUGGGUUACAUCAAUUUUAGCUUUCAACAUAGGAAUAUUUGAUUUUUUGCCAUGUUAAUUUCAUACAGUCUAUGGUUAAUUUCAUCAGGAGGUACCAAGUACCAAGUGCUAAUGGGGGUGUUUUCAGAGCAUCCGUGUUUCACAGGUAACAGCGUGUCUUCGGAGAACACCCCCCUUGUUUUCACUAUUUUGGAUUAGCCCAACCCACACAGGGUGAAUGACUCGUCCCGCAGGUUAACCCGGAGCCCAGAAACCGGCCCCACAGACGUACUGAGCUCCGUGUGUGGCGCUAGUUUAUGAUGUGUGAACAAGGAUUUAUUCUAUGAUGCACUAUGAUGAAUGUUUCAUCAUAUUUCUGAUUAUAAUCUGAUAAUCUGACUAUGACUCCCGUGUACUUCCUGUGACAGGACUUUAAUAAUCAGAUUAAGACAGAUCAGAAUCGUCAUAAUCUGAUUAUUGUAUGACCAUAUUCUGGUUAAUCUGAACAUGUCAUUUAAAUGGCAGUGUAAAUUAAAGCCACACUAUGCAACCUUUCCUGGACGCGUCAAUGACACAUUUAUUUACAAAUAAACACGAACUUCAGUGGGGAAUUUUGUCAGUUGUCAGGUGGACGUGUGAAUUGUUUGAAUCCUGUGACACUGUUUUUUGCUGAAUUUGUGAUAGAUAUUUUCCCAGUUACGAGUAGUGUUUUUAAAUCGCAGCAGCGCCCCCUGAAGUUACAGUUCCAAGUCAUCAACUCAUUCAAACUCCAUGUGCGACAUACGUAGAAUAAAUCGCAUUUCUGAAAGGAAACAAAAAUUUCUUUCUUUUUUUGCGUGUCAUAUACACACACAUUACUGGCCCCUAUGGAAUGUCGCUGCACUGUUUUUGUGCAUGAAAUGUAACUAGAUUAGCUUGCUAGUUAGCAAACCUAGCAAUAACAUAAGUAGCUAACAUUAACCACGUAAAAAACAAACCUUAAGUUCUGUAGAAACCGAAAGUCACUCAGUUUGUUUACGCUAAAAACUCGUUAGUCCAGCUCGUGUUAGUCAGACUAACAUACCUGGAUCAUGUGAUUCAUAGUCUAAUUACUCCUGCAUGUAAACACUUAGUCAGACUGGAGUCAGACUUGUCCAUAAUGUCCUCGCCGCUCUUUGCCGCUGAAGUAGAAGGAGACCACGUCUAAACUGCAGCACUGUUAGUGGACGUCAUCUUUAGACAACAUGACAACCACAAGAGACAUGUCCAUCUAAUUUGUCUCACUGUCCAUCCCACCAUCCGUCUCACUGUCUGUCUCUAUCGAUAGUGAGAUACAGUGCCACCUAUGGAGGCGGCGUCACACAUUCACAGACAAUUUUGUCCUCAGUCUCUGUAAGUUGUCUAUCUGUCUGUCUCAGUUGAAGUGUUGAUGUAAAGACACUGAGUGAUUUUCCAUCUAAGGACAACCAUUUAUCAAAUUUUGUCUCCAACUCUUUCACAUGUUUACGUUCCUCUGCGAUAAAGACCCCUCGCUCUUUCCCCUCUUUACUGCGUCUCUGGACUCCUGCAGUGAAGUCCACACAAGGACAGAAGACACUCUAUUUGUCCACAUGUGUGGGACAAAGUGACAACAGCGAUGUUUGCUUUGACUUUGUGGACAAAAACAAGGAGAGGCGACUUUAAAACAGAGAGACUGGAGGAAGGAGCAGAGUUUGACACUUGACCUCGAGGAGAGGACACAUGUUGUGUGUCUCUGUCUCUCCAUGUCUAGCUGUCUGGAGCUGAGAAACGCAAGCCGCAGCCUGUCCAUCCACGUGUGGACACAGUUGUCUCCAGGAGCAGCUGCUGUCAGGACAUGGAUCUGUCUCGCAGUUUGCAUGUCAACAGAAAACAUGUCAAUAAAAAACGUCCAAUCAUGA